AUGGCCAUGAUCCUGAAUGCCUUAGCAUCCAACGUGCUAAACAUGUUAAUGGAGGUAGGAAAAGAAGAGGUGAGCUUGCUUCUCGGAGUCUCCGGUGAGAUCAAUAGGAUGCGCGUUCGGCUCCAGGACCUCAGGAACUUCUUGACCGAUGCUGACAGAAGGCGCAUCACCGACAAUAGUGUCCAGGGAUGGGUGACAGAGCUCAAGGGUGUCAUGUAUGAAGCAACCGACAUCCUUGAUCUCUGCCAGCUCAAGGCCAUGGAGCAAAGUCCAUUAGCAUCACAAAAGGGGUGCUUCAACCAAUUAUUCUCCUGCCUGCGCAGUCCCCUCUUCACCCAUGAUAUCAGCAGCCGCAUCAAGGUGCUUAACCAGAGACUAGACAACAUUAAGGAGCGGAGUGCUGCCUUUAGCUUCAUCAACCUCGGCUCCUACGAUGACCAUGGUGGCAAAGUACAUGCCUCACAUGUUGCCUUUCCCAGCCGCGAGACGUCAGGGGAGCUUGACCGGUCGGGUGUCGUCGGGGAGAAGAUCGAACAGGACACGAGAAAGCUGGUGGAGAUCAUGUUGACUGGAAUCAAGGGGGGAACGAGCCAUGGAGACGGCAAAGUCAUGGUUUUCGCUAUUGUGGGUGUUGGCGGGAUCGGCAAGACCACUCUCGCCCGGAAGGUCUUCAACGACGAGGCUAUCCAAAGUGAGUUCGACAAGACAAUAUGUGUCAGCAUCAAUCAAGACCUCAACGAAGCUGAGCUGCUGAAGAGAGCCAUCAUUGAAGCAGGGGGAGACCAUUCACAUGCUGGAAAUGCAAAGGCCACGCUUCAACGAGUCCUCAAGGAUACCUUGACAGGGAAGAAGAUCUUGCUAGUGAUGGAUGAUGUUUGGAAUAAUAUAGCAUGGGAGGAUGUGCUCAAAACACCGCUUGUUAAUGGGGCCACUCCAGGUAGCCGAGUCCUGGUCACCACUAGAGAUGAAAGAGUCGCCCGAGGGAUGAAAGCUAUACCUCCCUACCACCACAUCGACAAAUUAGAUGCCGAUGAUGCUUGGUCCUUGCUCAAGAAACAGGUAGCCGCAAGUGAGAUGGAUGAGUCCGAUAUUGCUGCACUAAAGGAUACUGGAAUGGAAAUUGUAUCAAAAUGUGAUGACUUGCCGCUCGCAGUCAAAGUGAUGGGAGGGCUCUUGCGUCAGAAAGAUAGAAAUCACAGUGACUGGGGUAAGGUCUUGAAUGAUUCUGCAUGGUCGGUUGUUGGAAUGCCUGAAGAGCUUAACUAUGUUGUAUACAUAAGCUAUGAAGAUCUAUCUCCUUGCCUGAAGCAAUGCUUUUUGCACUACUCCCUUCUCCCUAAAAACAUAGUCUUUGGCAGCAAUACAAUUGUUGGGAUGUGGAUCGGCGAAGGAUUUGUCCAUGGAAGCUCAUCAGAUGACCUAGAAGAACUUGGGAGACAGUACUAUAAAGAGUUGAUCUUGCGAAACCUCAUAGAGCCGUACAACAAGACUAUCAAUCAAUAUCAUUGCAUCAUGCACGAUGUUGUUCGCUCAUUUGGUCAAUGCAUGUCACAAGAUGAAGCAUUAGUAGCUCAUAUUCGCGAGACUUCCACAAUUAGUAAACUUGGUUCCCAAAAGUUUAUUCGCUUAUCUAUAGAAACCGGAGGAUCUGAAUCAGAUAAACUGAAGUGGAGCAUGUUACAAGAACAGAAACAUGUAAGGACACUAAUAUCAGCUGGCCAAUUCGAGGUCAAGCCCAAUGAAACAUUGAAUUAUUUUUCAAGUCUACGUAAUUUGCACAUUCAGUCCGCAAACAUUGCUGCAUUGGUUGAUCAUAUAUAUCAACUCAAGCACUUGAGGUAUUUGUCUGUACGAGACUCUGACAUAUUUAGGCUGCCAGAUAACAUUGGCGAGAUGAAAUUUUUGCAGCUCCUUGACCUUAGGAGCUGUAGAAAAUUGAAGAAGCUUCCUAGUGGCAUUGUGAAACUAGGACACCUGAGGUAUCUUAACAUGAAUGAAACUAGUAAAGAUGCCACCAUACCUCGGGGGUUUGGUGCGCUAUCAAAUAUGAGGAUACUUUUCGGGUUUCCAGGCCACGUGGAUGACGAGUGGUGUAGUUUGGAAGAGUUGGGCCCUCUUUGUGAGCUAAGGAAGCUUGGUUUGAACAGUUUGGAGAAUGUAUAUGAUGCCUCAUCUGCUGAAAAGGCAAGGUUGUGUGAGAAAGUGCAUCUUACCAAGCUGAUCUUACGCUGCAGUAGUAGGACGGGAGACGAUGGGUUGGUGGAAGAGGAAGCAGGCGUCUCUGAGGAAGAGCAAAGAAAAAUCAUAGGGUUGUUUGAUGAGUUGUGCCCUCCACAUUGCUUAGAACGCCUGGAAAUUGGAGGAUAUUUUGGCCGACGGCUACCAAGGUGGAUGACGUCCACAUCUGCAACGGCCCUGAAGAGCUUAAAUACUCUCUGGAUUGAUGACCUGACUUGCUGCACCCAACUGCCUGAUGGUUUAUGUGAGCUCCCAUACUUGCAAUUCAUUCAUAUCUGCCAUGCUCCAGCAAUCAAGCAUGUUGGUCCUGAAUUCAUGCAACUCUACCAUCAUUGUAGUCAUCCUCCUUCCAAGACAAUGGUUUCAUUUCCCAGAUUGAACAAGCUGGACUUAAAAGAAAUGGUGCAAUGGGAGGUAUGGGAGUGGGAAGAAGAAGUGAAAGCCAUGCCCGUUUUGGAGGAGGUUCAGCUCAAGCAUUGCAAACUGAGGUGCCUUCCUCCGGGUCUUUCCUACCAUGCAAGGGCUUUGAGAAAACUAUCUCUAGAAAGCAUCCAACACCUCACUUCACUUGAGAACUUUGCUUCUAUCGUCGAUCUUGAAGUGUCCCAAAACCCUGACCUGGAGAGGAUCACCGAUCUCCCCGUAUUGCAGAAGCUCACCAUCAUCAUGUGCCCAAAGAUGAAGGUACUGGAGGGUGUGCCAUUACUCCAAAGCCUCUUUCUAGAGGACUACGGCAUGGAAGCACUCCCGGAAUACAUGCGAGGCGUAAACCCAAGGCAAUUGAAUCUGGAUUGCAGCAUAGCAGUGCUCAGAUCCAUAGCUGCGGGACAACCGGGCCCUGAGUGGGCAAAAUUCAGCCAUGUCGGGCGUGUCAAGGGGUAUGCGCGGGAGGAAGACAACAAAAGAAAAUGGUACGUGAUGUACACAAGAGAACCCUACAACUUGGAGACAGAUAUCGACUAUUGA
Messenger RNA from Triticum turgidum subsp. durum (durum wheat), 3204 nucleotides. The record is from the annotation of a GenBank genome assembly. Lineage: Eukaryota; Viridiplantae; Streptophyta; Magnoliopsida; Poales; Poaceae.